Molecule: messenger RNA, 1744 nt
Organism: Cololabis saira (Pacific saury)
Lineage: Eukaryota; Metazoa; Chordata; Actinopteri; Beloniformes; Belonidae
Gene: kctd4
Product: potassium channel tetramerization domain containing 4
Exons: 1
Coding region: 214-990 (258 amino acids)
Biological process (GO): protein homooligomerization
Molecular function (GO): protein binding
Source: RefSeq, a predicted model, not a curated record
ACACGGAGCAGCACAGAAAGCCAGUCUGCUUUCAGCUGCCACUUCUCUGUAGCUCCUCUCCCAUCCACCAACACACACCCUCAAAACACAUUUGCUCUCGCUAUACAGCAGCUGACAACAGCUUCUCGCCUUCCCAGUCGCACCGCUGGUCCACGUCCAAACGAGAAGACAAGAAGGGGUUCCAGACGCCAGCGCUGAGGAGGCGGCUGGGGAAUGGAAUGGAACCUCAGAAGGAUGGAGAGUGAACUGAGGCACAUCAACCCGGACCUGCUGCAGCCCAGCAAGAGCUUCAAGAAGCCCUCCUCAGGUACCAUCACCCUUAACGUAGGGGGGUUCCUGUACACUGCUCACCGGACCACCCUUUCCAAGCAUCUGGGGUCCCUCCUGGAAGAGCUGGCCAGCGGCAAGAAGCCUGUUCAGCACACCGACUCCAUGGGCAACCCCUUCAUCGAUAGAGAUGGUCCAGUUUUUCGCCACGUGCUCAACUUCCUCCGAACUGGAGAGUUGCAGCUGCCGGACGACUUCCGGGAGGCGGGGCUCCUGCGGAAGGAGGCCGAUUUUUACCGCCUGAGCGAACUGGUGGAAGCCGUGGUGGAGUGGGAAAGUCAGAGGGCGGCUCAGCGAGAGCCCGCAUUUCUGGAGGUGACGGACAGCCACGAAAGGUCACAGGGUCUGAAGGUGUACUGCAGCGACGCCUCCUUCAUCGACAAAGUCAAAGGGCGUCUGGUGCAGAUCUCCAAGAGCCGCUUGGACGGCUUUCCGGAGGAAUUCGUGGUGUCGUCAAACGUGAUCCAGUUCCGCCACUUCAUCAAGUCGGAGCCGGGCUCGCGGCUCGUCCUGAAGGAGGACAGCACGUUCCUGUGCACUCUCGACUGUCUGAAACUAGAAACAGUGAUGCUCGCGCUGAAAUCGGGCUACAAGUUGGUCACCAGCCUCGACAGCAGCAAAGGCUCUGUGGUGGCAGCUGAAGCCCUGCACUUUGUCAAAUAAGAUGAAUUGAAAGAGAGAGGGGGAAGUAGAGAGGGGAAAAGUGUGCUCGAUUCACGGUCCAUCCUACUAAUGUAAGGUAUUGGUUUGAAAGUCUUGUCCAAUGGUGUGUUGUGUAAUUUGGUAGAGCAGAAGUGAUGGUUGCACUCUCUCACGGGACAAUGUUUAUAUCUUAACUGCACAGGGGUGACUUACAAAGUUAUGGGAGAUUGUUUUCAGCAGAGCAGCAUUUUGAGAUCAACCAUUGCACAGCUUUGUGUUCCUAAAAUGCAGAAAGAUCCAGAUUGUUAAACAGGAAAGUGUCACAAAGAGACAAGCAAACAGUGAAUCUUUCCAUUGAUAAUACUGAACAUCUGCUCCAGUGGAUUUGUUUCUGCUUCAUUAAUGGCUGCAAAAGCCUUCACAAGCAGCCGUGAUGUACGCUGUUGUGCCAUUCAGCUUUUACUACCGUCUGUGUGUGCGUGCGUAUGUGCGUGCACUGCUGUACACUGUGCGUGCUGUGUUUAGCUGGUUUAAUAGCUUUUUGUUUAGUUUAUUACCGUCUCUGGAGUCUGGAAGAAAAAGCAGCCCUCAUUAAGGUUGAUUUGGACAGACACACAAACACAUUCAACAGUUCAGAUAAGUCAUAAAAAACUGUGAUUAUUGUAAGGGCUUUGAAUCUUGCAUGAUGCAUGUGCACUGAGGAAAAAAAAGUGUGUUUGUUAGUGCUGUGAUCCUCUGUGAAGCCAGUGCCACAACAAUGCCUAUUACUUUUAAA